Eucalyptus grandis is the source of this 1491-nucleotide messenger RNA. RefSeq names its product phosphoglycerate mutase-like protein 1. The record is from RefSeq and is a predicted model, not a curated record. Lineage: Eukaryota; Viridiplantae; Streptophyta; Magnoliopsida; Myrtales; Myrtaceae. The transcript has 10 exons. Bases 270 to 1139 code for a protein of 289 amino acids. Gene Ontology annotation, cellular component: cytoplasm. Gene Ontology annotation, molecular function: phosphatase activity.
CGCGGGGCUGGGCGGCGGGGGUGGGUUUUGGGGUGGUUGAGUACGCACCACGGCGCACUCAAAGGCCACGGCCAUGGUGAUUCGCUGUCGUGCGCCGCCUGGCGGGUCUACAAGCAACGCCCCCUCCUCCUCCUCGACGUCGUCGUCGCGUCGCCUCCGUACGUAGCCGUUCUCCCUCGUCGCGACCUCUCCGGAGCCACCGCCGCCGUCGUCUCGACCUCCUCCUCGCCGCCGUUAUCCGCUCUUCUCUCCCGCCUCGUUCUUCCGAGAUGGAUGCUGCAGCGACAGGGCCAUAUCCAUUACACCGUCGCAAGACACUCCACCUGGUUAGGCAUGCACAGGGAAUUCAUAAUGUGGCAAGAGAAAAGAACAACGACCCCCUUAAGUCAUAUGAUUUCUUUGAUGCUCAAGUCACCCCUCUCGGCUGGCAGCAGGUGAGUAACUUGCGCAGGCAUGUCCAAGCAUGUGGACUUUCCAAGAAGAUUGAUCUUGUAAUUACAUCCCCUCUGUUGAGAGCUAUGCAAACAGCUGUUGGAGUUUUCAGUGGGGAAGGCUGUACAGAUGGAAUAGGUGCACCUCCUUUGAUGGUUGAUAAUGCAGGGAAUAGCGAUCAUCCUGCUAUUCCAAGUCUGAAUUGCCCACCAUUUAUUGCCAUAGAACUUUGUCGAGAACGUUUGGGAGUUAAUCCUUGUGACAAAAGACAAAGCAUUAGCGAGUAUCGGCCGCUCUUUCCUGCAAUUGAUUUUUCAUUGAUUGAGAAUGAAGAUGACGUCUUGUGGAUGCCUGAUGUUAGAGAAAAGGAUGAGGAAAUUGCUGAUCGAGGAAUGAAGUUCUUGAGUUGGUUGUGGACACGAGAAGAGAAGGAGAUUGCAAUUGUUACCCACAGUGCAUUCUUGUUGCAUACCCUCGAGGCCUUUGGAAAUGAUUGUCAUUUAUUGAUCACAAACGAACCAUGCAAGCAGUUUGCAAACUGUGAACUCCGUUCAGUUGUCAUCGUGGAUAAAGGAUGCCUCAAAGACCCAACUAUCCAGGGAAAAUUCCUAAUGGACUUGAUCUUCCAAGUGAUGUUGCCUAGGACAAGCACUAAGGAAGGUCUGUGGAGGACGCUUACCAUUCAAUGCACCGAAUGGUCUAAUUAGUCUCCCAUACUCUUGAUUCAAUUAAUGAUUGAGGUGUGUGCAGCUUGACACAUACUAUGUUUGGUGGGGAAGCAGUUGCAGCACCACGCCAUUGACUCUGAACUCGUAAAUUCUGCUAGGUAGCUUCAAACUCCAUCCUUUUGAAAAUCAGGGAAUAUGAAGCCAGUGAAAUUAGGUGCCAGUUCAUUAUAACUAUAAAAGGACGCUGUAUCAUUUAUCUUAGCGCAACUGAAGUUGAACUUCGCUUCAUCUGGUUCUUUUCCUUGCACAUGUUUAUACCUGCUUUUAGCUUUAGUGUGUACUAUUGCGGUACAUGCAACAUAGUAAUUGACCAAGAAAUAUCUUUGCCAUA